AAAAAAAAGUUCACGAAAAUUCACACCAAAAACAUUUUUUUAAAUGUUCCACCUUUUUAAUGAUAAAAUAAAUUAUGAACGUUCAAGGGGGGGGGGGGGGGGUUGUGAGUUGUAACAUAUUGUAACAAGGGGGGAGGGGGGGGGGGGUGAAAAAAGUCGUUUUUUUGCGUAACGUAAUAAGUGAACGACCCCCUUGUAGUCAGCGGCAUUGAUGACAAUUGUGGGAUGAAAUUUGGUCAGAUAGAAGGGCGUGCAUUUAAUCAAGCAGAAAUUUUCAUUACUCUAGACAUUGAAUCAACAGAAUGUUGAUGGGAAGGACACAUAUUUUUCACUCUUGAAGGUUUGAACAUUUUUAUUGCACUUGGCCUUGUAUCUUGACGUAGUAAUUUCCUGGAUUCUCAAAAUAAUAAUAAGAAUAAUGAACACCGGCAACGAUAAUGAAGAAAGAAAUUAAAUUAAAAUUAAAAAGUGCACGAAGAAUGAAAAGGAAUAAAAAGAAAAAUUGAUUCAUAAGAUUCAUUCAAGAUGUGCGAAAUAGUAAAAGAAAGAUUCAAACAAGAAGAGAGUGGCGCAGGCAGAAGAAAAGAAAAUGAAUGUUGUCGACUUAAUGGAAAGAAACUCUCGGAUGUCUCGACAGUCUUACCGUGGAUUUCGACUUGAGUAGACGUCUCGAGGAAAAUAAAACAAGCAUAAGCAAGCUUAAAUAGAAGAAGUAAUAGACAUAAAGCAAGAAAAUAAAUAGUAAAGAAAAAAAUUUUCAAUUAUUUUGUUAAACAUAGAAGAAAGAUAAGUAGAAGAAUCAUCUACGAGAGUGAGUCAGAUGAAGGAAAAAGUUUUCUUUAAUACAACUGAAUGACUGACUUCAAGAGCAAAUAAAUGAUUUUAAAAUGUUAAUUUUUGAAGUGAAAGAAAAGUAAAAAAAAAGUGAAUUUUAAGUGGACAUUUUAAAGAAAGAGAAUUUAGGACAUUAAAAGUGAAUUUAUGUAAAUUUCUUCUUACCAAUAAUGAAGAGAAUAAUUAUACUGCUUGCGGUCUCACUGAGACUUUCAAUAGCACACCCAACAGCAAUACCGUCAGAUUUGUCAAACGUGCCAGAAACUGAUAGUGAUAAAUCAAGAAAAAUCAUUGGACAGAGUGUCGUGACUUCCGUCAGUGUGAUAAUGAAUGGCAAUGAGGAACCUCAAUUUACUGAUGCAGUUGGAAAGACAGUACCGAGACCAUUUGUUCCGCCACAGGUUGCAAGUCCAAUAAAUUUAUUAAAUCCAGAUCGUUAUGAAUUUUACACAUUUAAUGAAAAGGGUGAGCUUGUAAAAAGGUUGAUGACAUUACGAGAGAUUCAAAGUAUUGUUGCGAAUGGUAACGGUGCAUUGAUUGGUGGUGAUAAUGAUCCGAAUGAAGCUCAAUCCGUAAUUCUUAAUUCUAUUCCGUUAACAAACUCAAAUCACGAUUCUGACACGAAAGUGCAAGACAUAGUAGAUACGGUUCAAAAUGUAUUAAGUCGUGAAAUGGAGAAUAACAAAAAUAUUUCGACUAUUCCACAUGAAUUGUUGGAUACGCCUAACGUCUCAUCGUCAUGGUCGAUGAUUUUGCCAGCAAUUUUCGGAAAUACUGGUGAUGAAAUAUUGCCACAAGUUCCAAUCAAUAUGACUCCAGAAGCUGAAGUAAUUGAUACCACGACAAUAAAACAAACGACUUCGACUAGACGUCCAAUUAGUAAAAGACCUCCAGCAACUACUACUCGUAAAAUUCCCACAACUAAAACUACUUUAGCACCAAAGAAACAAACUACAAAAUUGGAGCAAAAAAUCACUCAAUCCACAACAAAAUUGCCGUCUACAACAAAACGAACGACUGUUCUAACGAAAAAACCAAUUACAUCAAGCACAACCAAGAAACAGCAAACUGUAAAGACAAAACCGACAAAUUCAGCUUUCAGAAGUACAACUAGAAGACCUAUUGUUUCCAUAAUCAAUAAUAUACCAUCGAUUAAAGAUGAUGUAGAUGAAACCACAAAAACAGUAUUAAUUACAAGCCGUCCAUACUCGACAACCACAAAAUUAUCGACAUCAUCUGAAAGUACAACUAGGUCUCCAGUAACUAGAACAACGACAAGAAAGAUCAUUAAGAAACCCACAGCUUCAAAUGUUAGGAAAAACAGCACGACACAAUCUAUACUUCAUAAAGUACCAGCAAGCUCAUUGAUUAAAGAUUCCCAGAUUACAAAGAUUGAAAUGAAGCCUGCAAUGGUCGAAAUGAAGAAUGAAAGUAAUUUCGAGAAAACGACACACGCACCAAGCACGAUUUUAUCAACUCUUUCAAUCAUUUCAAGUACAACACAAAGACCAACAAUGAUGGAAGUCGUAAAAAUAGAAACGUUUGCACCCCCAACGAAGGUAUUUACGAAAGCUCCAUCAACAAUAUUGACAACACACACUACAACUACAGAAUAUGAAGCUCCAAGUAGCUCAUCAACAAUAAAAUUCUCAAGUUCUCGUCCAAUCAUGACUGAAAAGGAAAAGUUUACAACAAUGUCAUUAAUACCAAUAAAAUUAGAAACUUUCACAACAACAGAACAGCCAAAAAUACCCGAAACAACUGUAAUGGAAAUGAUAAACGAAGAAACUACAAGUGUUGAGUUACCUUCAUCUGAAGAAAUCCGUCAAGACCUUGCAAUCAGUCAAAUUAUUGGUUCACUUCAAAAUAAUGAUUUCAAUAUGAAUCACUUAUUCAAACCUUUCAAUAAUGACAUGAAGGAAUCCUCAUCUACAACAAUGGCUUCGCCUCAAGUUGAUGAAAGGACAACAACCAUGCAAAUUGUAGAGCAAGAAUCUGACAACAUAAAUCACGUGCCUGACAAUGUAUUUGUUAAUAAUCAAUUAUACUUGGAUGAGAAAGAGUCUAUAGUUAAAGAUAUUCUCACAACAGAGGCGCCAGUUAUAGAUGAAAUGGCUACAAUAGAAAAUGAACAGACAUCUGAAAAGAUCACUACAACCGUGAAUUCGAAAGAAGAUUCCAUUUCAUUGUUGGAAAAUAACGAAGUUAUGGAAACAAUUGAAAAGCUUUUACUAGAACAAAAUAAGUCGAAAAAUAAAGUAAGUGCUGAGAAACUUGACAUUCUCGGUUUUGAUGAUGACGAUGAGACUGAAAUACAAUUGGAAAAUAAUUUUAAUAAAAAGACAACAAAAACUACAAAAGCUCCAUUAGUCUUUACAAAAAUCACACAACGUUCUACAGAAAUGCCUCCAACAACAACGACAGUUAUGGCUAAUGAAGAAAGUGAAACGACAAUUUCAACAAUUCUAAGCGAAGCACUUUCGAAUGUUAUUGAGCAGAUGAUUAAAGAACAAGAAUUUAGAAAAACGUCUACAGUAAGUGCUGAAUUGCCAGAGACUACAACAAAACCGAUUAUAAAAGUGUCUACAGUCAGUACUACCAAAGCACCAAUAGUAAAAUCAUCCACAACAGUCACAGAAUUACCACAGACGACAAGCAAAACAACGCCUGAAGCUAUAGAACCAUCAUUAGAUGAAUUAAAUAAAUUACUUUAUCAUUAUAAAGAUCUGAGUUCUAUACGAAAUGAAUUAGAGUCAUUAUCAUUAGUUAAAGAAGAUAUGGUCACGACAACAGAAACACCUAUGUCUGAAGAUUUAGAGACGAGUACAUUCGAGACGGUUAAAAAAGUGCAUCCAAUUAUUGAAGAAAAAUCAUCUUCGUCCUUGCAUCAUGACAAAAUUUAUAGCGAAAUAGAUAGUACAACUGUAUCAUCAAUUUUAGAAGAAGAAACCACAAUGACUGAAGAUCCAACGACGCAAGAAUUUACAACAUUUUUCUACGUGAGUGACAGUUCAGUUGAGGAAACAACUGAUGAUAAUCUUGGCGAAUUUACAACAGAACAGUUUGUAACGAGCGAAAAGAGAAUCAGCGAGAGGAAAAAUGAAGCAUUUACCACAACAUUCCCGCCAUUAACAGAUUCUGACGAAGAUAAUGAUACAGAGGAAGAAGAAGAAGAGACACCGGCUGAUCUGGUUUCUAAUGUUUUCGAUGUAAUCGGAUUAUCAUCGAAUAGCGAGGAAGAUGGAGAGGAAGAGAAUGCAAGUACUGAGAAAAAUCUUCAGAUUAAUAAUGUUAAUGAUGCCCCAACGACGGAAAGUGAAGAAAGCGAUGAGAUUGUUAGCACCAUAUCAAAGAUCUCAUCAACACUUGACAAGACACUUCAAACAGACAUAAAUACAGACUUUACACUCACAUCAAAAAUUGCAAAUAGCUUGAUAUCUGUCGCUGAUAGCAUCUCUGAUACAUUAAAUGAUGAUACUGAAAGUGAUGAAAUUACCGAUACACUUUUAAGAACCACAGUUAUUCCAAAAGAACAACCAGAAAGUACAUCAACGCAAAAAGUAAUUACAGAAACAGAAAAUCACGAAGAGGAGAUGAAUUUGCCUGAGAGGAAAAAUGAACAUUUAAUUGAAAUAAGCAGUGAAGCAUUUCAAAGUACAACUAUAGAAUUUCAAGAAGAAAUGACAACGGAAAAAUUUGAUGAAGCACCAACAACAUUGGAAUCUAUAUUGUCGGAAGAAGAUUUGACUACAACUACAGUCUAUAAAGUACCAAAUGCGACAAAGAAAUUGCCAAAAUUUCCUUUAAAAAACAAUAAUAAGCAUAAAGUCAACGAUUCAAGUCCAAUGGUACAAUUGAGUAUAAUAAGAAAGGAAGACUCAUUAGAAGAAAUUAAUAUCAUGACACCGGCAAUUCCGACAAGUACAAAAAUUCCAAUUACAGAGGGAAAUUUUAUUAAAAUUGAGAGCAUAGAUAUGUCAACAAAGAAGAUGAGAACAACGACUUCCAGUCCGAAUAUAAAUGACACCAAAAAUAUAACGCAUGAGAUCGUAAAGCCAAUUUCACUUGCUCAACGUGCGACAACUGCAAAAUCAAGUUCACUUCCUGACAUUGUUCCUUCACAAGCGACUAAACUUUUAAUUGAAAAACAUGAGAGUGGCGAUGAGAAAACGGACGAACCACUAACAGAACGUGUUCCAUUGAUAGAGAAAGUUCCAAAAGAAAUGACAUCAGCACCAAUAAUGAUGGCAAGUGAUGAAAAUUUAGUUCAAAUUCAAGUUCAAACUAAGCCACCGACAACAAUACAUUCAUCAUCAGCCAAAACACCAAUUGAAUUUAAAACGACUGUAUCAACAGCUGCAAAUGUUCAGAGUAUUAAAAAUUCGAUAAAGAAUGCACAACAAUUUCAAGUCCAUACUAGACCAAUUAUACAGACAAUUGAUUUGAGCUCUAGUCCGAAAGAAAAUCUCGGCUUAGCUGCAAGUACAGCUAAUUUAAAUUCAGACUUGAGUGAUUUCUCAAAAUUAUGUAAUGAAUUGGCAUUUACAUUCUGGAAGUCUAUUACAGCUGAUGGAAUAAGUCAGUCACGAAGCGUCGUUAUUUCACCAUUUGCAUUAACAUCUACAUUAUCAAUGAUAUUCCUUGGUGCACGUGGGCAAACGUCGGGAGAAAUGAAUGACUUAUUGCGUCUUGAUGACACAGUAACAUUUAAUCCACACGUUGUAUUCCGUAAUAUCUCUGAAUCUGUUGAGCAAUCACGAAAUUCUGGAAUUGCUGCAGCUGCAUUUGCCAGAGAAUUGUACAGUGAUCGAACGAAAGGAAAGCUUCUGCCAUACUUUAAAGAGAAGGCACAACAAUUUUAUGGCGCGCAUGUUGAAGAAGUCAACUUUAAUGUGGUAAAUGAUAUUUUGAGACGCAGAACUAAUUUGCUAGUUAAAAAGCAUACAUAUAAUAAAAUAAAAGAGUAUCUUAAAACCAACAAUAUUUGGGUCAACGAACCACUUGCUGCUGUUUCGGCAAACAUUUUUAUGACUGACUGUUCAGGAAGUCUUUUCAAUGAGAGAGAUGGAGAGAUGUUCUUCCAAGUUUCACCAGCCAUUCGACAACGACGAUUAGUUCCAAUUCCUGCGGCAGUUUUUCGACGUGGUUUCACAGCUGGUUAUGAUCCAAUUUUGGACGCAACUGCUGUUGCCUUUGGCGAUGAUCUACAAUCAACAAUUUUAGUAAUGCCAGGUCAACAAGGAAGUCUAUCGCCAGGUGAUAAUUUAGAGAGAUUAGAAAAUGCUUUCCUAGAUUCCUCAAAUGAUGUCUGGGGACGAUUAUUGACAACAUUCAUGGACCGUCCAGGACUUGAAGUUCAAAUUCCAAGAUUUUCACAUCGAUCAUUAAUUAAUACAACUUAUGCAUUACAACAAAUGGGAUUAAAAGAUAUGUUUGAUUCUGAAAAGGCUGAUUUGCGUGGAAUUACUGGACUUUCGUCAACUGACUUGUACUUUUCCGAUAUGAUGCAAAUCAAUCAAUUUACAACUUGUGGUGAAGAUAAGAUUGGAGAUUCACAUCAUAUUGAAAUAUAUCCAUCGCCAGCACUGAAGAGAGAAUUUGCAAAUGAAGCAGAAGAGGCACGUUAUGAAAUGGCAUCAGUUGAUGGAACCAUGCAAUAUAAAUCACUCUUUUAUGAUCCUAUUUAUGACUCACGAUACAUGAAUGUUCCUUUGCCACUUCGUCCAAGACAGGCUAGAUUACCAGAAAAUCCUCGACUACGAUUUGAUCGUCCGUUCCUUUAUUUCGUGCGACAUAACCCAACUGGAAUUAUCUUAUUUAUGGGUAGAUUUAAUCCACGCCUUUUGCCAUAAACGGCCUGAGGCUUUUAAGUUUUACUUUAUCCAUGCAUUUAAAGACGAUUUAUUAAAUCACCUGUUGAUUUAUUUACAUCUUAAUGGUAGUUCCAAGUACUUAGUAGCGAGUUUUAUGUAAUAAUAGCAAGUACACACAUUCUCUCUCUAGAAAAUAAGUGACUGAUAAUAAUUUUAUACUUUAAUCCUUAAUCUGAAAUCUCUCAAUGAUACAGCAUGUAAUUGAUUUCAGAUUGACGAGCUUCAUUUAAUUAGAUUUUUUUAAACUCAAGCAUGCAAGCUGUUAAUUAAGUUAAGACGAUUUUUGGUACUUUUAAUUACUUUUAUUAUUUUUACGUAUAUGCAAAAGUCAAGUGAAUAAGUAAAGUUAUAGAAUUAAUAGAAUCUAAUUUAGGUAAAUACAAGUAUUAUGUAUUACUAGAGUCUAGUUGAUAAAAUAAAAAAUUUAAAUAAAAAAAAAUAAUUAAAAAAUAAAUUCAGAUUUUCCAUCAGCUAUAUGCUCAAGAUGAGAUAGAUCUAAGGCAGUGUAAGAAUCUAAGACUUACAAAAUUUCCAUUUCACGCUCAAUGCCGACAAAUUUCAACUGUUCAGUCGGACCGUAACGAUAAUCAAAGAAUAACUCUUCGCCAGGCUGAAUGACUCGCUUAGCAAAAAUCCCAAUUCGAUGAUCUCCGUUAACCAUUAUUACUUUUGCAUAACAGUUUGGAUUUAUGCUGUGAUUUGCGAAACGGAUUUUGUUACCUUUACGCGUUGCAUCAACAACAAAGUCAUUAUUUAGAUUAAAUAAGAAGCUACAAGCAUAUUUAUCGUAGACUUUUCCUCGUCUAUCAGCUUCUUCUUGUGAUAUAAUUUCUCCACAAUAUUCCUGUUAGAAAAAAAGUGUAAAGCUAUUAAGUCAAAUGUCUAAUGACAAAAUAAUUUCUACUUACACUAAUGAAUUCAUUCUUUUGAGCUCCGUCUUUUAAGAAAAUGCCCCAUCCAGCGACAUCCGAUGGAGCCAUUAAUAAAUGUUUACGUAAUCCACGCUGCACGCUUACAUUCUUGCACGUCAUUUUAUUCAAAUGGAAUUGAUGAGCUCCACAUUGACAUAAAUCUGGAUCGCAUUCACGAACAGCCAAAUAGCAAGAACAUUGUUUUGUGUUGCAUUGUGCUUUACAGCGACAUCCAGGAAAACGAUUUGGACAUUCCGAUGAGCAAUUACAGAAUUUUUCACAGUAAUUUGAGCUCUCGUAGCAUGGGCAUGAAGCUUGACAGGGACCACUGUGAUCACACGGUGUAUAAUUAUAGACAUUGUUUGCAUUUGCUUCCUUCCUUGCAUUCUUUCGGAUGUGCAUGGUCCACAAUUUAGUAUUAAUCUUUUUCUUUUGUUGCUUUCUUGGAGGUGAAGCAUUUUUUCCCAACUCUAACGGUUCAAUGUGUUUAAGCUCUUCCUGUGCAAACUCAUAAACUUGUUGACACGAUUUGGUCUGUAGACCUCGAGCAAUAGCACAAUAAUUGUUGAGAAAACAACGAUGUAAUACACGAAAGAAUGAUUGGUCAGAUCCAGUCCAUACUUCGUCGGCAUCUAAUGCUGUAUCAAAUUUAACCAUUGAUUCACUUUUUUCUCUUUUCUUCUCGUCUGCAUUGCUUUUACUCUUUCUGUUUUCAGACGUUGAAGUUUUAGCACCUGGUAAGUGCAUAUAACAUUUUGGACUGCAUGGCUCUUCUACAACUUCCAAUUCUGGACCUUUUCUCUUUUGUAAGUUUGGUCCUGGAUUAGUUGAUAGUCUAUGUAAGAAGCAAUCAUAUUUAAAGCAUCGUCUGCAAAACAAUGCAUGGAAAGAAUGUAAAGUUUGAUCGUGACUAACUGAUUCAGCAUUUAAUCCAUCGAUAUUUGGUGUACAAUAUUCUGGUGGACGAUUUGGAUCAACACUCUUUGUUAAUUCAAUAUAAUUUUGUCUUAGUUCUUCUGGAUUUCCUUUGGUUGGAAACAUUUCACUAAUUGCUUGAAAAAUAUUUUGACUUGGAAAUUGAUCUUUGGAAUCGCCAUUCUCUUUUGCUGGAUCUUGUAAUGUAUUCGAGUCAGAAUCUUCCUUCAUUUCCUUUUCUUUUUCUCUAGUAAGUGGUUUAUUGAUUAUUGGUAUUUCUACAGCUUUUGAUUGAAAAGGAAUCAUUGCUUUAACUAAGUCUACAAACAGCUUAUCAUCAAUAUAUUCCUCGUCAUUAUCGCCAUGAACUUUUCCAUCAUAAUUCUUAAUUAGCUCGUCAAUAAAUUCCGAAUCUUUAUCCAGAACUUCGUCUCCCAUGUAUGGAAUAUUAUAUAGAACCUAUAUAUAGUAAAUCAAACUGUGAAAACAGCAAGUGUAUUAUGAAUGAAAAUAACUUACAGUUUCAUCCUCGACCAUAAAGUUCUGUUGAACUGGAGCCCAGGAACACAUAUUAGGGAUUGGAAUGACAUUUGAGAGGACGUAUGUUGGUACAGACUGCUUAUUUCCAUCGUGAGUUGUUAUUGUAGCUUUCUUCAAAUGAUCUUUAUGCUCAGGAUUAAAAACAUUAUCUUGAAAAGUGCAAUUAAUGCUGUUAAAACGCUCCAGAAUCUCAUCAACAUUCGCUUUA
Chironomus riparius is the source of this 9281-nucleotide messenger RNA. The record is from the annotation of a GenBank genome assembly. Lineage: Eukaryota; Metazoa; Arthropoda; Insecta; Diptera; Chironomidae.